Messenger RNA from Haliotis rubra (blacklip abalone), 2304 nucleotides. RefSeq names its product receptor-type tyrosine-protein phosphatase T-like. The record is from RefSeq and is a predicted model, not a curated record. Gene Ontology annotation, molecular function: protein tyrosine phosphatase activity. The transcript has 14 exons. Lineage: Eukaryota; Metazoa; Mollusca; Gastropoda; Lepetellida; Haliotidae. The coding region runs from base 1 to 2304 and encodes 767 amino acids. Gene Ontology annotation, biological process: protein dephosphorylation.
AUGCGUCCCCACAACGUCCUCGUUCUGACGGCGUGUGGGCUGGCUCUUACUCUAUGGACUGACUGCGGAUCGGGAUACUUCAAGGAUGGUUCCUCGUGCAGGAAAUGCGAGGAUGGCGUCGAUGUACACUGCGAGGACCAACUUUGUCACGGUAACGGAACCUGUGAAAGAUGUAAGCCCGGAUUCUAUGAAGACCGUUGCAGGACCACAUGCAGCACUCGUUGUCGUAACCAAACAUGUGACCGGAGUGGAACUUGUGGAUCCUGCAGAGUUGGAAACUUUGGGGACACGUGUCAGCGACGCUGCAGUUCCAACUGUGUGAAUCACACCUGUGAACAAAUAUCAGGAACGUGUAUCAAUGGCUGUGCCACAGGCUGGUACGGAGAUACAUGUGAUGUAAACUGUCCCGACCGAUGUGCCUCACCAUCCUGCCACAGAGACACCGGGUACUGUCCAUCUUGUGCACAGGGAUUCCAAGGCACCCACUGCAACGUCUCAUGUCCACAGUACUGUACGAAAUGUGAACAGUAUAGCGACAAAUGUCUCACUUGUCAACAAAAACAUUUCGGGGACAAGUGUGAACAAUUUUGUUCACCUGGUUGUAAAGGAGGAAUAUGCCGCCACGAAACUGGAAUAUGUUCACAAGGAUGUAUUGGAACAUUCUACGGCCAUUUCUGCAACAAUUCCUGCAGCGACCACUGUGUCAACAAAGCCUGUCAUACAGGAAGGACCGACGUAGAUACACCACAGUGUACUGACGGAUGUAGAGAUGGAUGGUGGGGGGACGACUGUGACAACACGUGUCCUCCUCACUGUGUGAAAUGUGACAGACAUCGUGGCCAGUGUCUGGCGUGUGAAGCCACGAGAUACGGCGAGAACUGUAACUUGACCUGUAACACUGCCUGCCUGAAGUCACAAUGUAACCUGACAGGAGAGUGUAUAAGCGGGUGUGAGAGCGGGCGUUACGGGAGCAGGUGUUCUGAAAGAUGUCCCCAGGUGUGCAACACGUGUCAACACGAUGGUGUCUGUGUUACGUGUGCUGAUGGCUGGAUGGGAGAACACUGUACUGAACCCAGCAGACCCCUGGCGCAGUUGCUGUGGGUUGUAAUUCCAUGUCUGCUGAUAGCCACUCUCAUCGUAAUGGCCGUUGUAGUCAUGCGGAGAAAUAGUCCCAGACAAACAAGGAAAGAAUGGAGACGAGUUCUUGGAGGACCAAACAGUGCCUCUUUAGUAUGCAUACUGAACCCAACAUAUGAAGCCUCUACAAACGGUUGUACAACCCCUGUGGACUUAGACGCCCUGGAUUUGGGCGAGGAAGAAGUAGCGCCCCCUUGUGUUGACGUCAGGAUAAGCGAUGGGCAAUGGUGUCCUCAUUCACACUCUCUAGCAUCCGGUGACGUCACUGACACUGCCCUUAUUGACCAAGUGUGGUCAACGGAAGUGAUGGUACACAAUCUCAGACAAUAUGUUGAAAACAUGAAGAGGGAUGGCGGCCUUACUUCCCAGUUUUAUAACCUGCCCCGUGGACAGCUAGGUCCCUGUACCCUAGCCGGAUUGCCAGAGAAUGUCUCCAAGAACAGAUACAGAAACAUACUACCGUAUGAUCACAGCAGAGUAAAACUUUCAUGCGCCCCGACUGUACCUGGUUCUGACUUUAUCAACGCCAAUUUUAUAAAUGGAUAUGGUGAACCGAAAGCAUUUGUUGCCACACAAGGCCCUUACGCAGCUGUGAUGGGGGAUUUCUGGAGAAUGAUAUGGGAAACUGAUGCCAGCAAAGUGAUAAUGCUGACCAACUUGGUGGAGAACAGAAAGGCAAAGUGUGAGAAGUACUGGCCCGACUACGGCCAACCAGGCACCAGCUAUGACGAUGUCCAUGUCCAGUGUGUGGCCCAGGAGGAUCUGAUGGACUACACAGUCAGGACGUUCAAUCUACACAGGGAAGGACAGCCACCGAGGACGCUGCAGCACUACCACUUCACAGCAUGGCCAGACAAGGGUGUUCCACUUGAAGUUAGGUCUCUUGUUGAGUUCUACAGGCUUGUCAGCAACUCCCCAUCUACAAGCCAUGGGCCAAAGGUCGUACACUGCAGUGCUGGGAUUGGCCGCACAGGAACCUUUAUUGCUCUGGACUAUUUGGUUGCACAAGCCAAGGAGAAAGGCGUCGUAGAUGCCUAUGAGUGUAUUGUCAAACUCCGGCACCAGCGUAUGGAUCUUAUCCAGACAAAGGAUCAGUACAUAUUUCUACACGAUGCUUUGAUCGAGGCCCUUCCCUCGUCUGACAGACCGACAAGAAGAAACCCGUGA